This is a messenger RNA of Selaginella moellendorffii, 2976 nucleotides long. RefSeq names its product pentatricopeptide repeat-containing protein At4g02750. Lineage: Eukaryota; Viridiplantae; Streptophyta; Lycopodiopsida; Selaginellales; Selaginellaceae. The transcript has a single exon. Gene Ontology annotation, biological process: RNA modification. The record is from RefSeq and is a predicted model, not a curated record. Gene Ontology annotation, molecular function: protein binding; RNA binding. Bases 1 to 2976 code for a protein of 991 amino acids.
AUGAUCAGCUUGGCCAGAAGAAGAAAAGAGGAAUGGAGCAACAACAUCAGCAUUCAAUCCAUGAUCCAGCAAUGCGCGGCCGCAGGAGAUUUGGCAGCUGCCAAAAGCCUCCACGCCAGAGUCACGGAGCUCGGGUUAGAUCGAGGCACGGUCGUUGGGAAUCUCCUGGUGAGAAUGUAUGGUAUGUGCGGGAGUGUCACAGAUGCUCAAGACUGCCUUGCCCGCAUCUGGCAUCCAAACGUUUUCUCGCAAAACAUCAUAAUGGCAGUAUAUUCCCAAAACGGGCAUCUACACGACGCCAGAUGCGCUUUCGAUGCGAUGCAGGACAAGAAUGUGGUUUCCUGGACAACAAUGCUGAGUGCCUACUCUCAAAACAGCCAAUUGGAGGCAGCAUCACAGUUCUUCGCGAAUAUGCCACAGCGAAACGUUGUAUCCUGGAACGCAAUGAUUACCGCAUAUGUCCAAAACGGGCAUCUCGACAAAGGACUGCGAAUAUUUGACUCGAUGCCCGGCCGAGACCUCGCCUCCUGGACGGCCCUGAUCUCGGCACCCAGCGCAGAUGCCACACUCGUGGAGCGAAUAUACUCCCUGCUCCCUGCGCGGGAGCUAGUGUCCGGCACCGCCGCCAUCGCCGCAUAUUCCCGCGCAGGGAAUCUCGACGCCGCGCGUUCCGUGUUCGAUUCAAUGCCCGAGCACAACGCCGUCUCUUGCAACGCCAUGAUCGCCGCCCUCUCCAGCGUCGGUGCUCUCGAAUCCAUCCAAGAAAUCUUCGCGCGAAUGUCCCAACGAAGCGCCGUCUCUUGGAAUUCCGCGAUCCAGGCGCAUGCCGCGAUCGGGCAUCUGGAAUGCGCAAAAUCCAUCUUCGAUCUGAUGCCCCAGCGCGACUCUGUGUCCUGGACGCUCAUCGUCUCGGCGCUUGGCGAGCACGGAUUCGUUGGCGACGCUCGAAUCGCCGCUGAUGGAGCGCCGGAGCGAUGGAUCUCCCUCUGGAACGCGCUCGUUGGGGCACUCGCGAGGAACGGCUACAUGGACGAAGCCCAGGUGGUCUUUUUCUCCAUGGAUUCCAAGAACGCGGCCACGUGGACGGCCAUGAUCGGCGGGCUCGCCAGCGCGGGAGACAUCGACGGCGCCGAGCGGGCUUUCGCGGAGAUGCCCGAGCGGGACUUGGUUUCCUGGACUGCCAUGCUGUGGGGGUAUGCCCAGAACGGGCAUGCCACCUCUUCUGCUAGAGUUUUCUGGAGAAUGCCUUGCUGGGACGUUGUCGCCUGGAAUGCUUUGAUUGUCGCUAGUUCGGAGCCGGGAGAGGAGCUGGAAGAAGAUCCCAAGACCCUGUUCGAUCGAAUGCCUGGACGGAACUCUGGAUCCUGGAGCGCCACCAUCACCGCUUUCGUGCACAGCGGUCAGCUUGACGAGAGCCGGGAGGUUUUCGACAGGCUGCCCAGCUCCGACGCCGCAGCGUGGAGCACUCUGAUCCAAGCUUAUGUGAACUCAGGACGGAUUUUCGACGCUCGGGAGCUGCUUGAAAGAAUGCCGUGUCCAGACGCUGCUUCCUGGACAACGAUGGUUAAAGCUUGUGUCGAAGGCUGGCCAGUAAGACAGAUGAUCACAGACCUGUGUUGGCGAUUCGACUUGGAAGGCACACGGGUUGACGAGAUAUCGCUCGCAGCCAUUGUGGAAGCCUGCGGCUGCCAAAGAACUCUUGCCGAAGGAAAGUUGAUCCACCAGGAGCUCGACGCUGCUUGUUUCUCCUCGUUCUCCAGGCUGCUCAUUGCUGCUUCGUUGGUCGACAUGUACGGGAAAUGCCGGAGUCCACACGAUGCGUGGCUCGUCUUCGCAGCCAUCAGCCAAAGCCACAGCCGACUUUCUUCUUUCCAGGAUCACAGCAGCAACUCUGAAGAAGUCGAUGAAGUCGUUCUUUGGACUUCGAUGAUCUCGGCCUUCGCUCAAAACAACCUCAGCUCCAGCGCUCUUCAACUCUUCCACCGGAUGCUGCUCGAAGGCAUCCAGCCGGACGUCAUUGCCUACACCACGGUUCUCGAUGCGUGUGGAGUAGUGCAAGCCAGAGCUGAAGGCAAAGUCAUCCACUCGAGCAUUACUGACGCUGGUUUGGACACACGGGCCGCCAUAGCCAGUUCUCUCAUCACCAUGUACUCCAAGUGGGGGUGCAUAGACGAAAUAGAGCACGUUUUUGACAAGGUGGUUCUGCCGAACGUGGUGGUGUGGACUGCGUUGAUCUCGGCUUACGCUCACAAUGGUCACGGCCGCCUCGCUCUUCACAGCUUCGCUAGAAUGGACGCCGAAGGUGUCCAGCCCGAUCACGUAACCUUCAUCAGCGUUGUCGAUGCCUGUGCCUCCAUUCCCGAAGUUACCCAAGUCAGACUUCUUCAUGACGAGAUUUCCUGUUGCAACUUGGAUCACCAUCCUCAACUUCAGAAUGCCCUUUUGAGUCUCUACUCCAAGUGUGGCUGUGUCGAUCGAGCCAGGAUCAUCUUUGAAAGGCUUCCAACCGUCGGUGUCAUCCCAGGGUCUGCGAUGCUACAAGCUUAUGCUGAGAACGGGCGCGGCCACCAGACGCUGAGCUUCUUCAGGCUUAUGGUGCUCCAAGGCGUUCAUCCUGAGAACGUCACCUUCCUCAGCAUUCUCUCGGCUUGCAGCCAUGCGGGCCUUGUUGAAGUUGGUUGUGACUACUUCGUCUCGAUGAAGCAAGACUACGAAGUUGAAGAGACUGUGGAGCAUUUUACGUGCAUGGUCGAUCUGUUUGCCCGGUCUGGAAAGCUGGAAGAAGCAGAGGAGCUGAUUGGCAGCAUGCCCUUCCAGCCCGAGGACUUAGCAUGGCUGGCUCUAUUAGCUGGUUGCAGAAGCUAUGGACAUGUUGAGCGGGGUAUCCGAGCAGCAUCACGAGCUUUGGAGCUCAAUCCAACAAAAACUUCCGCUCCUUAUGUCUUGUUGUCCGGUCUAAAUGGAAACUGUAAAUAA